AUGGACUCCAACAAGAAGUUUUCUUCUAGCUUGCUGAAGUCGGAGGUUGACAUUCGGCGACUGCUCACUAACUCGCUCAUUUGGCGCCAAAUAAGUACUAUGUCGAGCAAUAUCAUCUUCGAGCUUGUUACGGUCGCAAAAUUUGUGACGAAGUCAAAGAAGGAGGCUCAAAAAGUUAUUGAAAGUUUUCAACAUAGCUCCCAGAGUAAGCAUGCUUUGCUCUUACAGAAGGACAAUGGGCUUGCUACAUUUAUCGCAGAAACUAUGGACGGUGAAGCAAAAAUAACUGAAGUUGUGUUGAAGUCCGUGGACCAGUAA
Messenger RNA from Arctia plantaginis, 318 nucleotides. The record is from the annotation of a GenBank genome assembly. NCBI's taxonomy places the organism in Eukaryota, Metazoa, Arthropoda, Insecta, Lepidoptera, Erebidae.